CCCUUUAACAACCUUCGUUAAAUACUUUUCAUAAACCAUCAAACAUGAGAUCUAAUCUCACCCUCAAACCACUUAAAAAAAAACAAUCAGGACUUUCAGCAGGUCUCUCUUCUUCCACUUUUCUUGUUGUAAGCAUACAAAACCCCCCAUCUUUUACUGUUCUUUGUUUUUCUUGCUCAUAUGGUCAAUGGUCAUUGUCUUUUAAGUUUGAUCAUGAUAUUAUCAUUAUUAUCAUCAUAUUGUUUUCAUUGCUUUGUAAAGGAAAUCAAUCCUUUUUGUGCUCCUUUGUUCCAGCUUACAAUAUCCUCAACUUUCUGAUCUUGCUUAUCUUUUUCUUGAUUUCAACCGUGUUGAGGACCUUUAGAGUAAAGAUUUUAUCUUUCUACUUUCUCUUCUGGUUGCAGCUUAAGCAAUGUGCUUUGCUCACAUUUGUUACAACCCAUCAGUUCUUGAAUCAAGUUGUGUCACUUUCAUUAAUAACAUUGGCACAUUUUUUGAGUUUCUCAGAAAACUGGGUUCGGAUUGGAAAUUAUGAUUAAAGAUUUCAUCUUUCUUAGUUUCUCUUUUCUAUGGAAGCUUAAGCAUUGUGAUAUGUUCAUGUCAUAUUGCAAGUCCUCAAUUCUUGAGUGGAGUUGUAACAUUUUGUUUUCUCUCAAAGGAGCGAGUCAAGAUGUAAUAGUAAAGCAUUCACUUUGACCCACUUUUUUUUUCUGGUACAGAAAAUUGAAUUGGGAUUUGGUAUCCAUGUUUAGUUUUACAGUGAAGACGACAAGUUGGUGUAACUAGUGGAGUUUUUCUACUGCUGCAAUUGUAAAAAUGGAGUCUUUGAACUAUGCUUUUGAAGAAAAAGGUUUUCAUUGUUCUGAUGAGUUACCUGUAGAUUCCUUAUCAAGAACUAGAAGUCUUCUUAACGAAUUCAGCUUAAACCCUUUCUCUGAUCAUCAUGAAGGAGAAGAGUUCAUAGAGUCUGGUUUGGCAGAAAUGCUACAGAGAUCCAAAACUGAUAAUGAUCUUAGGCAAACAGCACUUUGCACUGGUGAUGCUAAUCCCGUGUUCAUUGACUCAAAGUCAUGCUCAGAUAUGGCUCCAAAGAAACGAAUGAAUCCAAAGAAGAUGGUAAUGAAUGAUUCCAAAGAAGGGAAAAGGGCUCGAGUCACUAAUUUUAGUGCCAAACAAGUCCUUAUUUGUCAAGUUGAUGGAUGUGACCGGGACCUGAGUUCUUCUAAAGACUAUCACAAGAGGCAUAAAGUGUGUGAUGAGCACUCUAAAACGGCCAAAGUCAUUGUUAAUGGCAUCGAGCAGCGAUUUUGCCAGCAAUGUAGCAGGUUUCAUUUGCUAGCAGAAUUUGACGAGGAUAAAAGAAGCUGUCGCAAGCGCCUUGCAGGCCACAAUGAGCGUAGACGAAAGCCUCUGCGCGAAUCUCAUUGGGAUAUUGCAGGGCCAAGGCUCUUAAAUUUAACUGCAGAAAAGACUGUCUCAUUUUUGU
This is a messenger RNA of Cuscuta epithymum, 1486 nucleotides long. NCBI's taxonomy places the organism in Eukaryota, Viridiplantae, Streptophyta, Magnoliopsida, Solanales, Convolvulaceae. The record is from the annotation of a GenBank genome assembly.